GCGGUCGCACCUGCGCGAGAUGGGGGAAGGAGGAGGAGCGAGGUGACGCAGGCGUAAUAAUAGAGAAGGUGCCAGAAAGAUACAAAACAAGUGGCCGCGGCCGUCGCCCAGGAGUCGUGAGGCGCCGGAAUUCGGCCCUGGUUCUGAGCUUAUUCCGCCCCCCUCCCCCGGGUAUGGCGCUGUCCGGGUCGACCCCGGCCCCGAGCUGGGAGGAGGAUGAGUGCCUGGACUACUACGGGAUGCUGUCGCUUCACCGUAUGUUCGAGGUGGUGGGCGGGCAACUGACCGAGUGCGAGUUGGAGCUGCUAACCUUCCUGCUGGACGAGGUUCCCGGCGCCGCCGGCGGCCUGGCCCGCGCCCGCAGCGGCCUGGAGCUGCUGCUGGAGCUGGAGCGCCGCGGGCAGUGCGACGAGAGCAACUUGCGGCUGCUGGGGCAACUCCUGCGCGUGCUGUCCCGUCACGACUUGCUGCCACACCUGGCGCGCAAGAGGCGCUGGCCAGUGUCUCCAGAACGCUCCAGCUAUGGCACAUCCAGCUCUUCUUCAAAGAGGACGGAGGGCGGCUGCCGUCGCAGUCAGCAGUCAAGGAGUUCUUCAAAUGUUGAGCAGGGUCAGUGGGAGACAGGUUCUCCCCCAACUAAACGGCAGCGGCGGAGUCGGGGCCGUCCCAGUGGUGGCGCCAGACGGCGGCAGAGAGGAGGUCCAGCCACCCCCCAGCAGCAGCAGGAGCCAGCCGGACCUACCUCAGAAGGCAAAGUGACCUGUGAAAUAAGAAUGUCUAAGCCCCUGGAGGCCGAGAAGCAAGGUCUGGACUCCCCGUCAGAGCACACAGACACGGAAAGAAAUGGACCAGACACUAACCAUCAGAACCCCCAGAAUAAGACCUCCCCGUUCUCUGUGUCCCCGACUGGCCCCAGCACCAAGAUCAAGGCUGAAGACCCCAGCAGUGACUCAGCCCCAGCGGCACCCCUGCCCCCCCAGCCGGUUCAGCCGCAUCUGCCCCAGGCCCAACUCAUGUUGACGGGCAGCCAGCUAGCCGGGCUCACGGCGCUGAUGCCAGCCCAGCAGCAGCUCCUCCUGCAGCAAGCGCAGGCCCAGCUCCUGGCCGCCGCGGCCGCCGCCGCCUCCUCCUCCUCCUCCUCCUCUUCCUCCUCCUCCUCGACCUCGCAGCCCCCAGCCUCCUCCGGGGGAGGCGACCUGCCGCCACCACAGCCUGCCAGCCAGCCCCCCGGGACCCCACAGCUCACCCUGUCCCAACCCAUCCAGCUCACAGCACAGGACAUCCAGCAGCUCCUCCAGCUGCAGCAGCUGGUGCUUGUGCCGGGUCACCACCUCCAGCCACCUGCUCAGUUCCUGCUGCCGCAGGCCCAGCAGAGUCAGCCAGGCCUGCUACCGACGCCAAAUCUAUUCCAGCUACCUCAGCAAACCCAGGGAGCUCUUCUGACCUCCCAGCCCCGGACAGGGCUGCCCACACAGGCCGUGACCCGCCCCACGCUGCCCGACCCGCACCUCUCGCACCCGCAGCCCCCCAAAUGCUUGGAGCCACCAUCCCAUCCCGAGGAGCCCAGUGACCUGGAGGAGCUGGAGCAGUUCGCUCGCACCUUCAAGCAACGCCGCAUCAAGCUGGGCUUCACGCAGGGUGACGUGGGUCUGGCCAUGGGCAAGCUCUACGGCAACGACUUCAGCCAGACGACCAUCUCCCGCUUCGAGGCCCUCAACCUGAGCUUCAAGAACAUGUGCAAACUCAAGCCUCUCCUGGAGAAGUGGCUCAACGACGCAGAGACUAUGUCUGUGGACUCAAGCCUGCCCAGUCCCAACCAGCUGAGCAGUCCCAGCCUGGGUUUCGACGGGCUCCCCGGCCGGAGACGCAAGAAGAGGACCAGCAUCGAGACAAACGUCCGCUUCGCCUUAGAGAAGAGUUUUCUAGCGAACCAGAAGCCUACCUCAGAGGAGAUCCUGCUGAUCGCAGAGCAGCUGCACAUGGAGAAGGAGGUGAUCCGCGUCUGGUUCUGCAACCGGCGCCAGAAGGAAAAACGCAUCAACCCCUGCAGCGCGGCCCCCAUGCUGCCCAGCCCGGGCAAGCCAGCCAGCUACAGCCCCCAUCUGGUCACGCCCCAAGGGGGCGCCGGGACCCUGCCGUUGUCCCAAGCUUCCAGCAGUCUGAGCACAACAGUUACUACCUUAUCCUCAGCUGUGGGGACCCUCCACCCCAGCCGGACAGCUGGAGGGGGUGGGGCCGGGGGCGGGGCCGCGCCCCCCCUCAAUUCCAUCCCCUCUGUCACUCCCCCACCCCCGGCCACCACCAACAGCACAAAUCCCAGCCCUCAAGGCAGCCACUCGGCUAUCGGCUUGUCGGGCCUGAACCCCAGCACGGGAAGCACAAUGGUGGGGUUGAGCUCCGGGCUGAGUCCAGCCCUCAUGAGCAACAACCCUUUGGCCACUAUCCAAGCCCUGGCCUCUGGUGGAACCCUGCCCCUUACCAGCCUUGACAGCAGCGGGAACCUGGUGCUGGGGGCGGCUGGCGCGGCCCCAGGGAGUCCGGGCCUGGUGACCUCGUCACUCUUCUUGAACCACGCCGGGCUGCCCCUGCUCAGCGCCCCGCCUGGUGUGGGCCUGGUCUCGGCAGCCGCGGCGGCCGUGGCGGCCUCCAUCUCCAGCAAGUCUCCUGGCCUCUCCUCGUCCUCGUCCUCGUCCUCGUCGUCCUCCUCCACUUGCAGUGAGGCGGCAGCACAGACCCCUGGAGGCCCAGGGGGGCCCGAGGUAGGGUCCAAGCCUGAGUGAGGGCCCGCCACGCCUCCCCUCCUCCUCCUCUGACCCCCGCCUCCGUCCCCCACCUGGGAAGAGGGCGAGGAGGCCAUUGGUGGGGAUGCAGAGGGUCCUCAGAGCAGGAGUGACGAGGGAGGAAAGACCAAAAAACAAGAAACAAAAAAACAACCAACCAAAAAGAAAGAAAGAAAGAAAGAAAGAAAGAAAAGAAACCAACAGAAAAAAGAAAACCAAAAAUAAUCACAAAGAAACCAGCUGCCCCAAAGGAACAAGAGGUGAAAAACAAACAUUAAAAAAAAAAAAAAGAAAACCAAAAACAAACAAAAAAUCCCUCACCAAACCGAACAAACCAAAAACCAGUCUCGAGCCAGACCUUAGUGUGCUCACCCUCACUGCUACGACACCAAAUAAGAACCCCAGCCAGGGGCGGAGAAGCCUCGGCAGGGCGGACACGCGGGCCCCUGGCUGCGGGGCGAAGCCUCCCGCUGCGUGUGGCGUGGGCAGAGAAGGAAAAAGAGAAUGUACCAGCCUCCCAGCCGCAGCCCUCAGUCCUGGGCCAGCCAAGGCAGGGAGGGCACAGCCUGGGGCUGAUGGGGUGGGCUCAGAACCACCCGCCAAAUAUUCCUUUCCAGAAGGUGAAAGAGAAAGGGCCUGAACAACUUUACACCAAAUAUUCAGUAGCUUCAUCCAAAGGAUGUACAGAAUUUUUAGCGUUGUGCUCAACAGAAUGUGUCCCUGUCAUGUGUCCCCCCUCUCGCCUGGCCCCCAGCUCUCCCUGCCCGGGCAGGGGGGUCUCGCUUUAACCUCCUCCCUCCCCCAGCCAGGGGAGAGUUCAGGGGAAGGCCUGGGCUGACUUUUCACCCCUUGUACCUCCCCCUUUUUCCCUUUGAAGGGUGGGCUAGGCCGUUUUGCCAAGUUCUAGCUCUCACAUGUCCCCCCUCAACCCUGUCACCCUCCUCUGCUCUGGAAUCUCCCCCCCAUCCCUAGUCCGAGGGAAGGUGGAAGCUUCAGGCAAGAGAGGAUGAGGUGAGGGCUUUCAAGCUGUCUUUUUUUCCAUCCUCGUCUGUCAGUUUCCCUGAAAAAAAAAAAAAUUCAUAUUCCAGUGCCUAUCCGUGGGAUCCUUCACGUUCUUUGACAUUGACCAGAAACCAAAAAGAGAACUCACCUCGCUCUUCCCACCCUGUGCCCCUCCGAUGCUGGCAGAUGCCUCUUCCUCUCCCCUCACACACAUGCACACACGCACGCACCCCAGUGGUGGGGUUCCUCGAGAUGGCGUCCCCAUCAGGGUCCGUGUGGCAGGGACAGUGCCGUGACCUGUGGCCCCCAUCCGAGAGGGCGCUGUGGUGGCCACCACUCCCACAAGACCUCCCUCAAGUCUUGGCUGGACCCUGUGUUUGCCCAGCCCUGGACACAUCUCGACGGACAGAGGAGAGACGCUGCUGGGAGCCACGUUGCCCUCCUGCUGUUGUGGAGGCCAACAAAGUUCUGAACCAAAAAAACAAAAACAAAAAACCAAACAAUAAAUUAAAACUAGAAAAAAAAAGAAUUUAUAGAUAUAUAUAUAUUUAAGGGAAAGAAGACGAGGACUCUUCAAAGGAUACGAAGGAGCCGCGAGGGGGAGCCAAGCCCCUGCACCAGUGGUCCAGGCCCUUGGUCCCCGAGGCGGAUGGAAGGACGGAUGCUUCUUUCUCUUCACAAAUACCUCAUGGACGUCGUCUUCGGGAAAGCCGGACGGGGGCGGCUGGGGCAGGGCCUGUCCCUCAGCCAGGGCGGAUGGAAGCGGGUGGGCAGGGCUGAGAGAGGGUGUCAGGGACAGGGGUGAAGAGCCCCGAGCUCCCCGCCCCCCCAAUCAACUGAAAAAGCUUUAAAAAAAAAACAGGAAAAAAAGGAAUAAGAAAGCAAAAAAGAAUGGACGAAGGAAAACUAACAAACUUUCGGGUGGUUUGAUUCCUCCUUUGAGUUCUUCUUCUGUUCUCUGCAGUCUGUCCUCUUCCCUCUGUCUCCUUUCUCUUGGUCUGUCUCUCCCUCUUCCUUCUCUCCGCUUUCACCUCUCUUAAUCUCCUUCUUUCUGUGUCUCUCCUCAAACCAAAGUGUUGCUGUGAAGGACGCGAGCCAUUGAAAUCAGAGUGGCCCCCGCCCCUCGCCGGGCAGGAGCAGAGGGAGGGGAGAGCCCUGGGAGAUGGGCAGUGCCGCCGGACACUUCCGAGGAGAGGCAGACAGAGCCUCAGACACCACCCCGGGCCCCGAGGCCUCAGCGUUCUCUCUCUUUCUUGCCUCCCUUCUCCCACUCGGGAAAUGAAACUGUUGAGCUGGGACAUGGAGGCAGCAGAGGCUCAGCUGUUUCAGGGGUCUCGGGGUGCCUUGUCUGGGCAGUGGUGGAGUGGCUGCCCCUCCCACCCUGGCACCCAUGGGGCCUGGCCUGCCGUCGACCCAUCCUCGCCAGAAUGUAAGCAUCUCCGCUGAACCGACUCCCUGCCCUUACCCUACCUCUGAGUUUGUCCAUUUUUAUUUCCUGAAGAGAAGGGACUGGCUAGAGGGCCUGGGCCCCAGCCCAAGGGUGGAGAGGGGGCCAAGGGCUCCUGAACAGAUAGGAAGGACAUUUGAGCAGAGCCAAGUGAAAGGAAUUACAACCAAAAACCCCUCUGAGAAGACAGGCAGCAUGGAAGGCAUGGUGGAGAUGACUCAAACAGAAACUAUGAUUCUAGACCAAAAAAAAGGAAAAAAAGAAAAA
This is a messenger RNA of Lagenorhynchus albirostris (white-beaked dolphin), 5496 nucleotides long. RefSeq names its product POU domain, class 2, transcription factor 2. The record is from RefSeq and is a predicted model, not a curated record. The transcript has 19 exons. NCBI's taxonomy places the organism in Eukaryota, Metazoa, Chordata, Mammalia, Artiodactyla, Delphinidae. Gene Ontology annotation, cellular component: nucleus; nucleolus. Gene Ontology annotation, molecular function: protein binding; DNA-binding transcription factor activity, RNA polymerase II-specific; RNA polymerase II cis-regulatory region sequence-specific DNA binding. Bases 174 to 2780 code for a protein of 868 amino acids. Gene Ontology annotation, biological process: regulation of transcription by RNA polymerase II; regulation of apoptotic process; extrinsic apoptotic signaling pathway via death domain receptors.